This is a messenger RNA of Pungitius pungitius (ninespine stickleback), 6028 nucleotides long. Its product is annotated as fibroblast growth factor 14-like. Gene Ontology annotation, biological process: regulation of voltage-gated sodium channel activity. Lineage: Eukaryota; Metazoa; Chordata; Actinopteri; Perciformes; Gasterosteidae. The transcript has 5 exons. Bases 645 to 1400 code for a protein of 251 amino acids. The record is from RefSeq and is a predicted model, not a curated record. Gene Ontology annotation, molecular function: growth factor activity; sodium channel regulator activity. Gene Ontology annotation, cellular component: cytoplasm; nucleus.
AAAAGGUUAAAUUGUGUGUCUGUAGCGUGAGUCACUGUUAUAGCCAAUACAAUCUAUUUGACAAACUCGGAUCUCGUCGAGCCUGCACUUUGAAAGGCAACCUGCCCUCUUUCCGGUGAUGCGCUCGGUAACUCUCGGUAGUUUCACGCAGCUCGGAGCAGCUCGCGGCUGCACGCGCGCCUCGCGCUUCCGUCGGCGGAUUAUAGACGGACGUUUUCAAGAGGCUGGAAUCGCUUUCUGAGACGUUGUGCUCCUCUUUUUUGUUUUUUUCCUCUCUUUCUGAUUUUUUUUUUUUUUGUUGAACCAUGGGGACAGAAACUGACAUACCGGCUCCGGUAGAAUCGGUUGGAGGAGCCGCUCAUUGACAGCUGCAGGUGAAACGUGACGGACAGGUAACCCGCAAGUGGAAAUAAACCAACGACCCGGAGAAAAAUGAUGACAGAAGAUAUGCUGUAACGCGGAGGUGUGUGCUCAUUUCGGACUUUACCCGCCCCGUGGCUGAAGUAUGGGGCCGUGAUAGCCGGUAGACCGGAGACCGGAGGUUUCGUGUCUGGCUGCGUCCGCGCUCCGUCCCCUCCGGUGGACACAACCGAAGAGACUGGAGACACGGACGGAGACGGGGCUGUGUUUGUUUCGGCGGAGACAUGGCAGCGGCCAUCGCCAGCGGGUUGAUCCGACAGAAGCGGCAGGCGAGGGAGCAGCACCAGCACCGGCCGACCCCCCACCGGCGGCGGAAGAGCCCCGGUAAGAAGCAGGGGCUGUGCAACGGGAACCUGGUGGACAUCUUCUCCAAAGUCCGGAUAUUUGGCCUGAAGAAGAGGAGGCUACGGAGACAAGAACCACAGCUGAAGGGCAUAGUGACCAGGUUGUUCUGCAGGCAGGGCUUCUAUCUCCAGAUGGGCCAAGAUGGAAGCAUGGACGGGACCAAAGACGACAGCACCAACUCCUCUCUGUUUAACUUAAUUCCCGUGGGUCUGAGAGUCGUGGCCAUCCAAUCAGUCAAGACCGGCCUCUACAUCGCCAUGAACGGAGAGGGUCACCUCUACUCGUCGGAACUGUUUACAGCGGAGUGUAAGUUCAAGGAGUCUGUGUUUGAGAACUACUACGUGAUCUACAGCUCGAUGCUCUACAGGCAGAAGGAGUCGGGGCGGGCCUGGUUUCUGGGCCUCAAUAAAGAGGGACAAGCCAUGAAGGGCAACAGGGUCAAAAAGACCAAACCAGCUGCACACUUCUUGCCUAAACCCAUAGAAGUUGCGAUGUACCGAGAGCCUUCGUUGCACGACGUAGGGGAGGCGGUGCCUAAACUCGCCGGGGGCCCGCCUUCCAAAAGCACAACCAGCGAACCUGUGGUCAUGAAUGGCGGCAAACCGGUCAACAAACCCGACAAGGAGGCGACAUAACCUUGCCCACCCCCCGCCCUCCUCCCUAUGCCCUAUUUACCCUUCCCUAGCCAACCAGAGGCCGGGAAAAGCCAGAGCCCCGCCCUACUGCUGCGCGGUCAAAAGGACUAAACUGCAACAAAAGGUAACCAAACAAACAGCAGCUCAACUUCUGACUGGUCAGCAGUGGGGCCCCAGGUCCCGCCCCACCUGGCUCCCUAUUGGACGGAUCUGGUGUGGUGGGGGUGAGCCGGGAAGGACAGGGCAGCCGCGGUCGGCGGCGGCGGAGGGUGUGGGGGGGGAGCGGAGGACGAAGACGCCAAAGUCGGGGCGAAGCCCGCCAGACACUUUGGAAGUGGGACAGUGGCCCCCAAGGAACAAAAGGACUCUUUACAGAUACAAACAAACAAAAAAGAUGGGGAGAAAAUAGAAAAACGUCGUCUUCACCUGUGUUUUUCUGUGACAAUACUGUAAGAAUUGGGGCCCCCUCUUUCCUCUCCUGAUAGUACCGUUUUCUGUUGCAAGGUAUGCUUGCUCGCUGGUGGCUACACACACACACACACACACACACACACACAGCUCCCACCUAAAAUCGACCAGUUGGAUUCGAUCUCUGAGUAAAUAAUGAAUAGAUUAAAAAACAAACAUCAGGCAAAGAGAAUUGCUUUAAAUACCAAACACCGAUGAUUCAGCGGCUGCUUACUCAUCGAUCAAUUAAGCACAGGACAUUCUGUGCUCAGCUAACAACAAAAUAUACUUGGAAUUGGCCCGGUGCGUUACAUGCAUUGCAAACACGUGGUAUUGCCUGUCCCCUAAUUUGCAUCACGUACUAUGUAGCUGUUUGUCUAUUUGACAUCACCUGGCUUGAUGAAGCACGCUUGUCCCUUCGUUUUGCCUUGUCACCCCGCACACGCACUAGUGACCGCCGUUACUUACUCCGUCGCUACUGUUUCCACACGCCACUGACACGAGUGUAGCUCGAGCGAGAGAGAGCGAGGCGCAUCGCAUGACGCAGCCGAAGCUGAAGUCUGUAGCGACUCGGAGUGCAAAGGAGCAGCACGGUAGCAGGCAGUGUUUACACCGAGUAGCAGAAGUAGAGCUUUUUCUUUCUGUUGCUUUCCCAAGUGCUUGAAGUUAAAGGUAGUGAACAGGGUAAGUGACGUUGAAGCCACCAUGUCUAGGAUUACCACGACGGCCAACUUCAAAAGCCUUUCAAUCUGCAAAGUCACUUCUAACUGUAGAUGUCAAACGGAUGAGGGGGAGUAUUUAACGUUCAUGUCAACAAGAAAUGUAGUGUAAAGUAGCGUAAAGUGAAGUACAAGUACCUCAUAAUUGUAGCACAGUUCGUGAGUCAGUACACAACGUGUUCCUACUUUCCCCCAGUGGGCGCACAUCCAAUCUGAUCACGUGCGGAUUUAUUGCAGAGUAAAAAACUGAGAGUACGUGAUUAAAUCUGCCUUUACAGUGGCCUAAAAAAAGGCAGGCGGCGGUCACUAAAAAAGUAUUUGAAAUGUGGUAAAAACCAGCAGCACACGGCGACUGCGCUGUCUCGACAUGAAAUGAAAAACCAAAUAUAUUCCCACGCUUUGCCCUCUCACUGUGACAGUCAACACGGCACCAAUCUGUUCUGGACCCGAAUCCUGUUCAACACCGGGGCCUUCUGUUUAUUUAGUCUUAUUAGACGGCGAGGACAGAAAGUGUCACCUGUAGUCCGUCCCGUUGCCGAGGAGACGACUGUGUUCCCUCACACACUGAGCACAGGCCGCGCCUGCACUCUCGCUUCGAAUCCCAAUUUUCGGGGGGGAGGCCAUUUAACUCACACCCAAUGGAACGCCGUCCCGUGAGUGACCUCCGCCGACGUUUCCCACGGCACGGCCGCCACGAGGCCGCCACGACUGAUCCGCACGCCGCCGCGGAAGAGACUGUGAAAGUACGAGACAGCUCGCAGUGUUUCUAAUUGGCGCGUCCCCCUCCCUUGAGCUCGUUAGCACCUCGUCAUGCUUUAACGCGGUUCAGCGGGCUCGUCUUCAAUUUCCGAUUACGAAAAGGAAAAUGCAAUUUAUGAAAGCCAGAAUGUAAAUGAAUAUAUGUGAGUUUAGCAAGUUUCUGUGUGAUCUUGAUGCUAAAAAAAAAGAAGAAAAAAACCCUGCAAGUGUACGUGAAAUGUAUUGCUGCUGUCAUCAGAAAGUGUUUUUCUUUUGUUUUGGGGCUGGAUACCACUGUAGAUUGUCGCUGUGCCCCCCCAAGCCAAGCUCCAGAUGCAGGAUCCGGGGCCUUCCCGGGUCCCAGCAGGGGGUCGAGCCCACAUCGAGCUCGCUCGGAGGCUCCACUUCAGCUCCGUCCUGUCUAAUUUUACUUGAAGACCAUAGUGGGGUGAUGGUGAUGAGGUGUUGUGCUUGUCUCACGUCAAAGAAAUGUGGAUGUAACAUAAUUAUCGUCGUGUCAACACUCGGGGUUACUAGCAAAAUGUCAACGAAAAAAAUAGAAAAACGAAACCCCGGUAAUCAGGUCUGUAAAGCGUCUCUUCUUUCGUUUUAUAAUGUACCCCGUGUUGUCUCGGCUGUCACUUUGAUUACACGUAGCGUGCGAUGUCGUCUCGUGCUCGUCUGAGCCAACGCGAGGAGGCGCGCGGCUCUCCACUCAAUGACCGCCGAGCGGCUCAUUUGUCUCCAGCGCCCGAACAGAGGGAACGGCGCUCCCUCUGUUCGCCGCGGCCCGGCUCGUUAGGCUCCAAGUGGGGUUGGCAUCCUGCGAAAAAGCAGCCAUUGAGGAUCUGUGGCACACGCUCAAGAAAUAAUGAUGGCUGAGGCCAGAUACAAAAAAAUAAAUACAUUAAAAAAAAGAAAGACUGAUUUCCUGGCUGCCGACCAAAAGUCUCUCUGCCGCAGUAGUGUCCCCGAGCUUAAAAUCACAGCUCCCGGAUCAAACAAGCAAGGCGCAAUUACUGUCCGCGUGUCCCGGGAGACAUUUCUCUCCGCUGGUGGUUGGCCAGGCACCGAAAACUACAAUUACGAUUAUCUAACGGCGGGCUGCGCGCUGCAAGAGGGCAGCUGAUUUAAUUAGGAAGGGAGCAGCGGCGACAAACCCCGGGUCACUUUCCAUUUCCACGUGCAGGCGCCACUCGUGUCCCCCGGGGCAGGGACACGUGGAGCCGUCUUACUCUGUAGCCCGGGCUCCCAAGUGGUCGCGCCGGGCGCAAAAAGGCCGCAGUGCCGGUGCACUUUAAAGUGUGUAAUGGGUUAGCCAGCGCUGUUAUUUCGCUGCUCUCGCUCAGGUUUUCUUUGCCAUUUUUUUUCUUCUACUUCUUCUUCUUCUUCUUCUGUUAAAAUUCCACUUUAUUCCUCCGACAAAAGACUGCCUUAUUACAUCUGAGUCUAAAGCGAUGCGGUAAACGCACUCCCUCCCCAGGUUAUUUCUUUUCCGAACACUCUCAUCCCACGCACACACACACACACACACACACGCAUGCACACACACUCUAUCCUUUUUUUCAACGUUUCAAUUAUCCUUUGAUCCCCAAUGUUCUGUUCACUAUAACUGCGCUAGCUUUCACUCUCAUUUUGUAAUCAUGCAGCCAGAGACCUCGUUCCCACCUCCUCUUUUCUCCUCUGCCUCUCUCUCUGUUAGGACUGUUUCCCACCUGUUGCAUGUUUCUUUUCUUUCAAAAGAGAAAAGAUGACUGGGGCUACUGCAUGUGGUAAUUUAGGAAAUAUGUUAUCAUAAACAAGACAAACAUUUACAGCGUAGCACCAGGGGAUCUUUGCGCAUGGCUCAUUCCUGCCACCGGUUUGCACUGGUUGAUCUUUGGGUCGUUGAUACAUUAGAAUGGCAAACGUUGGCGUCCCUGUCGCAUAACUUGUGCAACAUAUGGCGUUUGAAGCAUAAUCCAUCAUUGCCAUAAUGAAGCAAAGGAAGAAUUAAUCAAAAUGACUUCAUAUCACUAACACAGUUACACUAAUGCAUGUCUUGCGUGGGAGAUUUUCAGCAGAGCAUCAAUAUUUAAUUCUGUCUGAGAGCAGGAAAAUUAUAACACAAAAAAACAGGAGGAAGUAAUUGUUUGAUAUUCUUAUGCUGCUUCUUUAGACAAUGAUGGAUUGAGCUCGGGAAAGUUAUUCUCGGUACUCAUAGAGGGUGAUGAGCAGCCUAGAGGACCAUGAUACACGUCUUUGAACCUACAAGCCCACAAGAGGGUCGACCUACCCGACACCUGCUAUAUAUGCUAUAUAGACGUACGUAAAAACAUGGAAAUGACCGACAGAUCAUUUGCAUCGAAGGCAAAGAAAUGUGUUCCUUUAACUGAUUUCAGGAUGAGUGACUAAAUGAGUUGUAUCCUUGAUACGUAGUCACAGGGGUAAUGGAGGCGUGUGCACAAGCUCAACCCGCUCAGCGAGACCGGGAUUAAGCAUCCGAUGAAGUCUGGAGAUUUACAGCAACCUGCCGUGUCUUUCUGAUGUGAACCGUGCCGGCGAUGGGCCAAAAGCAAAGUGUCACUGGUGCCGACCUCAAAGGAGAUUACUCUGUGCGUCAGUAAGUGUACAGUUACUUUACAUACAUAUUAUGCAAACAGUUUGUCUGCACUGUACAGUUUGUGUCCAAUUCAUUGUAUAAACACAGAAAACCAUAUUGAAUAAAGGAUUUAUAGAAAGGAA